Molecule: messenger RNA, 3175 nt
Organism: Prunus avium (sweet cherry)
Lineage: Eukaryota; Viridiplantae; Streptophyta; Magnoliopsida; Rosales; Rosaceae
Gene: OXS2
Product: CCCH-type zinc finger protein with ARM repeat domain-containing protein
Molecular function (GO): metal ion binding; protein binding
Source: RefSeq, a predicted model, not a curated record
AGAUGGAAGAAGAGCAACAAAGCUCGCUUUAUUAUUUUCUUUCAUUCUCUCUCUUGUGCUCAGAAAACAGAGGAGGAAAUUUUCUCGGAGUCCAAUCAGUUUCUUGAGAAGUAACCAGAAGCAGCUCUAGAUCUGCGUCACUGUCACAGAGCCUCAAUGGUGCUUUCCUUGCUUUCUUAGCUGGAAAAUUUGGUAAGAUUCGCUUCGAUCACAAAGCCUACCUUAUACACCGCCUAUAUACACAAAUACAUACAGACAUAUAUGUAUAUAUACUCACUCUGAGACUGUCUUAAGACUUGGGCUUGCUCUCUUUCUGUACUGUCUUCUGCUCUUGAUCUUGGAAAUGACGACUCUCUCUCUCUCUCUCUAUCUCCCUGGAUGUUGUCUGGCCUCCCAGCAAAUGAAAGAAUGUGCUAGGGAUCAGAGCAGCUAAAGCCCACUUCACCUCCAGAAGCAUCUCAUAUCUCUGUUGACGAAAAUAGACUCCAACACAGCCAUGAAUAAUCACUUGACAGUUGAAACCGAAGAUACUUUUGCCAGCUUACUUGAGCUUGCUGCGAACAAUGACAUUGAGAGCUUCAAAAGAUCUAUUGAGAGGGACCCUUCUGCCAUUGAUGAGAUUGGUUUAUGGUAUUGUCGUCAGAAGGGCUCAAAGCAGAUGGUUAAUGAGCAGAGAACCCCUUUAAUGGUUGCUGCUAUAUAUGGCAGCAUUGAUGUGAUAAAGCUUAUUCUUUCUCUCUCUGAUGCUGAUGUAAAUCGUGCCUGUGGGCUUGAUAGGAGCACUGCUCUUCACUGUGCUGCCUCAGGUGGGGCUGAGAAUGCUGUGGAUGUUGUGAGGCUGCUUUUAGCAGCUGGUGCUGAUCCCAAUUUGGUUGAUGCUAAUGGUCAUCGUCCUGUUGAAGUUAUAGUUGUUCCUCCUAGGCUACAGAAUGUGAGAUUAGCUCUAGAAGAACUCCUUAUGAUUAAUGGUUCUGCUGGUGAACAGGUUCUCACGGUCUCAACAAGAACCCAACAUUCAAGUUCUCCUCCUCUUUCAGCUUCGCCGGAAAAUGGGUCUCCAUCUGCUUUAGAUUUCACUUGUUCUCCAACAAAGUCAAAGUUCUACAAUCUUCCUGUCUCUUCUGCGUCAGAGAAGAAGGAAUAUCCUGUUGACCCCUCUCUCCCAGACAUCAAGAACAGCAUUUAUUCAACUGAUGAGUUUCGGAUGUAUUCAUUCAAGGUGAGGCCUUGUUCACGUGCGUACUCCCAUGAUUGGACUGAGUGUCCCUUUGUCCAUCCAGGGGAAAAUGCACGGAGAAGGGAUCCUAGGAAGUUUCAUUACAGCUGUGUUCCUUGUCCAGAUUUCCGGAAGGGGGCUUGUAGACGUGGAGAUAUGUGCGAAUAUGCUCAUGGGGUUUUUGAGUGCUGGCUACACCCAGCUCAGUAUCGAACCCGACUUUGCAAAGAUGGUACAAGUUGUGCAAGGAGGGUCUGCUUUUUUGCCCACACUGCAGAGGAACUCAGGCCAUUAUAUGUCUCUACUGGUUCUGCUGUUCCCUCUCCUCGCUCGAGCACUUCUGGUGCUUCGGCCAUGGAUUUUGCUGCUGCAAUGAGCCUCUUGCCUGGUUCCCCAUCAUCAGUCAAUGUCAUGUCUCCUUCACCAUUUACUCCACCCAUGUCCCCAUCUGCCAAUGGCAUGUCACACUCAUCUCUAGCUUGGCCCCAACCUAAUGUCCCGGCUUUGCAUCUCCCAGGCAGCAAUCUUCAGUCUAGUCGCUUGAGAUCUUCCCUCUGUGCAAGAGAUAUGCCAGCCAAUGAUUAUGAUAUACUGCCAGAGUUCGAUAUGCAGCAACAACAGCUCCUAAAUGAGUUUUCUUGCCUCUCCCAACCAUCUAUGAGUUCUAAUUCACUUAACCGUUCUGGCCGGUUGAAAACCCUAACCCCCUCAAAUCUUGACGAUCUCUUCUCUGCUGAGAGCUUGUCACCCCGGUACUCUGAUCAAUCAUUGCAGUCAGGUGUUUUCUCUCCAACUCACAAAUCAGCUGUUCUUAAUCAAUUUCAGCAGCAGCAGAGCAUGCUUUCACCAAUCCAUACAAACUUUUCCCCCAAGAGUGUUGAUCACCCUCUAUUGCAGGCCUCUUACGGGGUCCCAUCCUCUGGGAGGAUGUCUCCACGCAAUGUGGAACCUAUCUCACCGAUGGGCUCUCGGGUUUCCAUGCUAGCUCAACGAGAGAAGCAACAACAGUUUCGUAGCCUUAGUUCACGGGAACUUGGCUCCAACUCUGCUUCCAAUGUUGGUUCCCCUGUAAAUUGUUGGUCAAAAUGGGGAUCCUCCAAUGGAAAACCAGAUUGGGCAGUUACUACAGAUGAAUUGGGUAAGCUCCGCAGAUCAUCUUCUUUUGAGCUUCUGCACAAUGGAGAGGAGCCAGAUCUAUCAUGGGUUCAGUCACUUGUUAAAGAAUCUCCUACCGAAAUCAAAGAAAAGCUAACACCGAUCUCGGGUGUCACAGCCACUGGAUCUUCCAGUGAGGGUUCAAAUGCAAACUCCCAAAGGGAAUCGGUUGAUCAUGCUGUUUUGGGAGCAUGGAUUGACCAAAUGCAUCUGGAUCUUGUGGCUCAGCAGAACUGAAACAAUGUUCAGUUAGUCCCAAGGUAGUUAACAGGAAGGUUUUGGUAAAUAACAUAAUGGCUUUUUUUCCAGAUUUUGUUGGUGGGUGGUGUUGAAGGUAGCAGAAACAUGGAUGAAAGCAAUUGCAGAAAGUCACUUGAAGAAAAUUCAUUUCACCAUUCAUUGUUACAGAAGUUAGAAAGAGUAAGCAUACCUCUGGGUUAUACUCAAAAAGAUGGAACCCAGUCUAGGUGUCAUUUUGCUUCGAAAUAUUUUCAAAUUUUAGGUUUAUAUGAUCAUCAUUUUUUCUUCUAUGAUGAGCAACAUGUUCUAUGAAUAUGGAACUCAAAAUCCUAUGGCUGUUUCAUCCUGUUCCUUUUAUUCAUUGUCAACUUCAGUACAAAUUAGGGGGGUGGUCAUUCUAUUAUCUUCUUAAAGAUUUCUUCAUAAUAUGGGCCUGGACCACUGGUCCAUUUUUGGGGAUUGGAAAGGUUGUUGCUUCUGAUGUGUUCUAAUGUAAUUUUACAAUAUGGUAACUGCUAGUGCCAGUUACUAUGGAUAAAGAGUAAGAUGGAGAAAUUAUGAACC